CUCAUAUCCGACCUCUGCUGGUCAAUAGGCGUCAGAGUGGAGGUCGGGGUGUCUGCGGUCGCUGGUCUCUGCAGAGCGCGGUCUUCAGGAUGAAGAUGUUCCUCCUGCUUGUUUGGGUUUGUUGUCUGUGUUGGAAAACAGAAGCUCAGAGCCAAUCCUUUCUGGUCACAGCCCCGCUCUCGGUGCGCCUGGAUGCAACAGAAACUGUGUUUGUUCAGCUCUUUGGUUAUACAGGGGACGUAACCGUCUACGUCUUCUUGAAGACCUCCAUGGCUUGGGAUCACAGGGAACUUUCUAAGGACUCCCUGGUGUUGAACAGCCAGAAUAACUACCAGGGCAUUGCCACAGUCCGGUUGUUACCACAUCCCGAGAAUAAGGAUUUAAAUCAUGUGAUCCUUCAUGUCCAAUCCGAUGGGUUCAACCGAGCCCUUUCCAUCCCAGUUAGCCGGUCCAACGGCUUCCUGUUCAUCCAAACAGACAAACCACUCUACACUCCUCUUCAGAAAGUGAAGGUGAGGGCUUUCUCCAUGAACCAGGAGCUAAGGCCGGCCAAUCGUAGCAUCUACCUGACCUUCAAGGAUCCCGAUCAAAUCACUGUAGACAUCGUAGAGAUUAUCGAUGUAAACAAUGGGAUCCCAUCGAUGCAAAACCCCUUUAAAAUCCCUGUCAAACCAAAGUUGGGAAUUUGGACCAUAGACGCUUCUUACACGGACGAUUUCACCACAACAGCAAAGACAGACUUUGAAGUUAAAGAGUAUGUCCUUCCUAGUUUCUCCAUCAAGAUGAUUCCACAGACCAACUUCAUCAGCUAUAGUCAGUUCAAUCAGUUCAGCUUCAAGAUUUUAGCCAGGUAUCUCCAUGGUGCACCGGUGGCUGAGGGAGAGUUAUUUCUGCGUUAUGGUUUUGUCAGAGGGAAAAAUGCUCCAGUUAUCAUUCCCACCUCAAUCACCAGAGAUCGGCUGUCUCCAACAGGUGAACUGGAUGUGACUGUGAACAUGCAGAAGGUUUUGCAGAAACACAGCGGACCAAGAGAUCUUGAUAGCCUUGAGGGAAGCUACCUGUACGUAGCAGUCAUGGUAAAGGAGGACACAGGUGGGAUCACUCAAGAGGCGGAGUUUGCUACAGUGAAGUUUGUAAAGUCUCCGUACCGUUUGAGCCUCAUCUCAACUCCUCCGUUCAUCAAACCUGGACUUCCUUAUAACAUCCAGGUGUUGGUAAAGGAUCACCUGGACCAGCCGGUUAGCCAGGUGCCGGUGCGUCUGGUGGAGAACACGCUGCUCCUGACUGGAGAAGAGAGAGUGACCUUGUCCUGUGGGAGCAUCAUGUCCAGAAACAGUGGGUCUGAUGGCCUCUUGUUUUACAUCUGUAACCCGCUGAAGAACUCAGUCGGAGCAACACUGAAGUUUGAGACAGCGGACCCCAACCUCCCAGCGCAGAGUCAGGCUAGUCUGACCCUGGAGGCCGUGGCCUACCACUCCCCAAACCAGCGCUACCUUUACAUCAACACGCCCAUGUUUGGUCACAGCCUGAAGGUGGGGCAAUACGCCAACAUCCAGGUGUACGCAGCGGCUCCCUCCUACCUGAACAUUCGAACCCUGAGCUACCUGGUGCUCUCUAAAGGCAAGGUGGUGUUCUUUCAAAGUCAGGACUUUGUCCCCAGCGUUGAUGGCAAACAGAAUCUGAAUUUCCUGGUGACCUCCUCCAUGGUGCCAUCCAUCAGACUGCUGGUCUUCUACAUCCUGCAUGGAGAAGGAACAGGGGAGCUGGUGGCCGACUCUGUUUGGAUGGACAUCAAAGACAAGUGUGUCAACAGCCUCCAGACCAGCAUCUCCUUCCAACAAAAGCCCUACAAGCCAAAUGAGAACAUCCAGCUGAACGUCAGAACCAAUCAGGGCAGCUUGGUGGCGCUGUCAGCCGUAGACUCUAGUGUCUUCACCAUACGACCCAACUAUAGGGAUCCUGUUUCCAUGGUCCUGCGCCACAUCGAGAAGAGCGACCUGGGCUGCGGAGGAGGUGGCGGGAAAAACAACGCAGACAUCUUCAGACUGGCUGGCCUCACCUUCAUGACCAAUGCCAAUGCCGACCCUGCAUCCAGCAACGAGCCGUGCACAGCAGCGGUGCGUCCAAAGAGAGCCGUGACUGAGGCAGACGAGCAAAAAAAAGCCAAUAGUUUUGGUCCUCAGAGGCCGUGCUGUAUACAGGGAAUGAAAUACAUCCCAAAGAGUGUGAGCUGCCAACAGUUUGCUGACCAGCUCUUCAGAAGAGUCAAAAAUUUCAAGGAAGAUUGCAAGAGAGUCUUCACUGAGUGCUGCGAGUACAUCCAGCAGAAUGUGGACCAAAACAACAGGCUCGUCCUGGGACGCCAUGAACUGGGCGCAGAUUUUGAUCAGGCUCCAUUGGUGAGAAGCUACUUCCCAGAGAGCUGGCUGUGGGAGGUGCUGCCUGCAAGAUCAGGUCAGCUGUCUGUGUCCAGGUCUCUGCCAGACACUCUGACCACCUGGGUGGUAAAAGCAAUUGGAAUGUCCCCUGAGGGCGGAAUGUGUGUGGCUGAUCCUGCGGAGGUGUCUGUCAGUCUGCCGCUCAGCGUGGAUGUCCCACUGCCCUAUCAGGUGGUCAGGGGAGAACAGCUAGAGCUGGAGGGCUCUGUUUACAACCAGGAGUAUGACGAGAUCAUGUACUGUGUGACCCUCUCGGCUGGUCCAGCAAUCUGCCUGCUGAAGUCCAAACCGAGCACCAAGGAGGCAGGGCACCACAUCACGACCUGCUCCUCCUGGAGCCGCCUGCCUGCAAGAGGGGUGGCUAAAGUGACCUUUACCCUGAUGGGCCUAGAGCCUGGAGAACACACCCUGACCUUCACCCUCACAACACAGUCAGGACUCAGAGACGUUGUGAAGAAGAUUCUGCGGGUAGUGCCUGAAGGAGUGAGACAGGUGGUGAACUCUGGGGGAAUACUUGAUCCUCAAGGAGUCUACGGCUCAGAGAAGAGGAGAGUGGUGCUGAAGACCAUCCUGCCAGAAAACAUUGUUCCCAACUCGGCUGUGGAGAGACUGUUGACCAUUAAUGGGGAGCUUCCAGGAGAAGUCGUAUCGGUCAUUGUAGACCCCGACGGUCUCAAACAGAUUCUCAACUUUCCUUCUGGGUCAGCAGUAGCAGAACUAGAGAGACUCCUCCCCCUUGUCCAGGUGUACCAGUACCUGGAGACCAGUGGCAGCUGGGAUAUGCUGGGAGCAGACAUAAAGAAGAACGCCAAGGAGCUGAGGCAAAAGAUCAAAGAUGGUCAGACGGCCCUCAUGUCCUUCAGAAAUGGAGACUUCAGCUACAGCAUGUGGAUGAAGACUGAAUCCAGUACCCUGGUCACCGCUGAGGUGGUCAGGACGCUGUCUAUGGCAGACUCAUUUGUAAAGGUCGACCAUCAAUCUCUCUCAGAAUCUGUCAGCUGGUUGAUCCGCAAAACUCAGCAGGCAGAUGGCUCCUUCAUAGAAAGAGCUCCCCCCAAGAACUCCAAGUUCAUGGCUGAGGGGAUCGAUAAAGUGGAGCAGUCGGUUUACGUGACUUCCUUGGUGCUGAUGGCCCUUCACCGAGCGACGAGCAUCAGAGACCCCAUCCUACAGCUCAGAUCUCAUGAGGACAGCAAGCGAGCAGCAGCAAAGUACCUUUCCAAGCAUGCCCUGAUUGUGAAGAGGAUGUACCUGCGAGCGUUGGCGAACUACGCUCUGACUCUUCAAGACCCCAACAGCGUGGAGGCCAUGGAGCUGCUCUCCUACCUGGAGCAGCACGCUCGACAGAAAGGUAACCCGGUGGAGCGUCGAUACUGGCAGGAGCCUGAUGUGACGGUCAAUUGGGUGAAGCCUGAUGAAUCCAGCGGUCAGACGGUGGAGACAACAGCCUACGUCCUGCUGGCAGUGCUGCUCAAGGGGAGGAUCCAUUACGCCAUCCCCAUCCUGUCCUGGCUGACCCAGGAUCAGAACUACGGAGAAGGUUUCCACUCCUCCAAGGACUUGGUGUUGACUCUGGAGGCUGUGACGGAGUACAGCAAGGUCAUCCCUCGAGCCAUGCUCAACCAGGACAUCAGCAUCCGCUACAGCAGGAAAGGCCAGCUGCAGCAGGUCCAGCUGAGCCAGAGCCGGCCUGUGGCCACGCCCAUCCAGAUAACAGAGAGUGAUGACAUCAUCGUGUCUACAGGCUAUGGAAGGGGCGUGUCCAGCAUAAAGAUGAAGACGGUUUACUAUCAGACCACCGCCUCCACCCAGACCAGAUGUAACUUUGAUCUGACCAUCGAGGUGGUCGGACGCGGCAUCUCCAGCAGUCCAAGCAUGCAAGCUCCUCACCUGGUCGCCUGCUUGAAGUACAGACCUCCUCCUAACGAGGUGUACACAGAGUCCACUCUGACUGUGGUGAAGAUCCAGCUGCCCACAGGUGUGGAGCCUUACCUGGAGGACCUGAGACAGUUCAUGGAAACAGAGGAUCCAGUCAUCUCCCACUAUGAGCUCCAAGGAGACACCAUCAUCAUCCAGAUGGAGUCCGUUCCCUCAGAGAUCUUCCUCUGUGUCGGAUUUCGGGUCAGAACCAGGUUCAGAGUGGUCGGCGCCACAGUGUCGUUGUUAACCGUCACAGAACCUGCAGACAAAGGCAGCCUGUGCACCAAGCAGUUCUCUGGUCAGCAGCAGAAGUUGCAGCGCCUCUGUGUGGGAGAGCAGUGUCAGUGCAUGACAGCUGCAUGUGCGUCCUACAGAGGAGAGGUCAGCUCCACCCUGACAGCAGCCAGACGCACGGAGGAAACCUGCCAGCCUCACAUCAAAUAUGCCUUCAAGGUGACGGUGAAGUCCUCAGCAGCAGAGGGGGACUUUAUGACCUACACAGCCACCAUAGCUGAAGUCCUUAAGAAAAGUCAAGAGUUUGAUGCAGUUGGUCUGCAGAGUGACUUGGACCUGAUAAAGAAGGCCACCUGCAGUGGGGUCGACCUGCAGAACAACAAGCAGUACCUGGUGAUGGGAUCCAGUGGGUCAGAGGUCACAAAUGGAGGCAGCAUCAAGUAUCGUUUGCCUUUGGACUCUGAGGCGCUGGUGGAGCUCUGGCCCACCUCAUGCACGUCUGCGGAGUGUCAGGACUACAGUUCCCAGCUGGAGGGCUACGCUCUGGACCUGCAGCUGUUCGGCUGUCCCUGAUCCAUCACGGUUCUGCACAGUUGAUCUUCCUGGACCGGGGCCUGUUUUAUUAACACAAUCUUAAAAGAAAUAUGAUAUCCAAAAAAAACAGCAGAACUUUUCAUCAAAUUCUCAUCAAUAUCAGCAUUUUUUUAUGUAUUGAAUAAUAAAGUUUAUCUGAAUGAGUUUUUUCUUUAAUUUUUAACCAAUUACUGAUAAAAAUGCAUCCAUCCACCUUCUCCCAGUUAUUCCGUCAGGGCCACAGAUGGAGGCCGGUGCCUCUCUUCCAUAUGGGUGAGAGCCUGGUACAUGCUUGGUUAUUAUUAAAGUCACAGGGAAAUCCUAUUUAAAUGUCAAAUCAUUCUGGCUUAAACAUGUCUAUAAAUGUACUCUUUAUAAGACGAUAUUGUCCCAAAAGUUAGAAAAUUUAUAUUUAAAAAAAAU
This is a messenger RNA of Cyprinodon tularosa, 5588 nucleotides long. RefSeq names its product complement component 5 (gene c5). Bases 90 to 5165 code for a protein of 1691 amino acids. Gene Ontology annotation, cellular component: extracellular region. Lineage: Eukaryota; Metazoa; Chordata; Actinopteri; Cyprinodontiformes; Cyprinodontidae. The transcript has 42 exons. The record is from RefSeq and is a predicted model, not a curated record. Gene Ontology annotation, molecular function: endopeptidase inhibitor activity; protein binding.